This is a messenger RNA of Lathyrus oleraceus (garden pea), 3966 nucleotides long. RefSeq names its product putative disease resistance RPP13-like protein 1. Bases 115 to 3795 code for a protein of 1226 amino acids. The record is from RefSeq and is a predicted model, not a curated record. The transcript has a single exon. NCBI's taxonomy places the organism in Eukaryota, Viridiplantae, Streptophyta, Magnoliopsida, Fabales, Fabaceae. Gene Ontology annotation, molecular function: ADP binding; protein binding.
AUUUUUUUUUAAUGUCAUUCUAUUGCAAUUAUUCACAUGUCCUUCUUUAUCUCAUAAGUUUUUCCUUGCAGAAAGGUUUCUUACCCUUGACUUGUUUUCCAUUGAGAGAGAAAAAUGGCUGCAACUUUGGUAGGAAGUGCAUUUCUCUCAGCGUCUGUUCAAACCAUAAUGGAAAAACUAACUUCAUCGGAGUUUAGAGAUUUCAUAAUCAACAAAAAGCUGAACGUCUCACUUUUGAGGCAGCUAGAGAUAACACUACUCACUCUUCAUGCUGUGCUUGAUGAUGCGGAGAAAAAGCAGAUCAACAACCUUGCUGUCAAACAAUGGCUUGAUGAGUUGAAAGAUGCAAUCUUUGAUGCAGAAGAUUUGAUCAACCAAAUCAGUUAUGAUUCCCUUAGAUGCAAGGUGGAGAGUAGUAAUAAUACACAGGCUGAAAACAUCACUGGUCAGGUUUGGAACUUUCUUUCAUCUCCUUUUCAAAACUUUUAUGGAGACAUCAAUUUUGAAAUGAGGAAUAUCAGUGAAAGGCUCCAACUUUUUUCGCAACAGAAAGAUAUACUUGGAUUGCAGACUGUAAGUGGCAGGGUUUUUCUUAGAACACCAUCAAGUUCAUUAGUAGAUCAAUCUUUUAUGGUUGGUAGGAAGAAAGAUAAAGAGAAACUAAUUAAUAUGUUGAUGUCUGAUGGUGAUAAUGUUGGGGUUGUCCCGAUUUUUGGUAUGGGAGGUGUUGGUAAAACAACCCUCGCUCAACUUGUUUACAAUGAUAAAGAAGUUCAAGGACACUUUGAUGUAAAAGCUUGGGUUUGUGUGUCGGAGGAGUUUGAUGUUUUGAGAGUAUCUAGAACUCUGCUUGAAUAUAUCACUUCGAGUGUUUGGGAAAGUGAUAAUCUUGAUUUUCUUCGAGUCAAUUUAAAGCAAAACUUGAAAGGCAGGAGAUUUUUGUUUGUGUUGGAUGACAUGUGGAAUGAUAGCUAUAGUGAUUGGCAUGAGUUAGUGACUCCUUUCAUUGAUGGAAAAUCUGGAAGUAGGGUGAUUAUCACAACACGUCAACAAAAAGUUGCUGAGAUUGCACACACAUUUCCUAUAUAUAAACUAGAACCUCUAUCAUAUGAAGAUUGUUGGUCUUUACUCUCAAAACAUGCAUUUGGAAGUGAAGACUUUCGUGGCCGUAAAUACCCAAGCCUAGAAACAAUUGGAAGAAAGAUUGCCAAAAAGUGUUGCGGAUUGCCAAUAGCUGCAAAAACACUUGGAGGACUUCUACACUCAAAAGUAGAUGCAAAAGAGUGGAGUUCAAUUUUAAAUAGUGACAUAUGGAAUUUGCCAAAUGAUAGUGUUAUCCCUGCCUUGCGUUUGAGCUAUCAAUAUCUUCCUUCUCAUUUGAAAAGAUGUUUUGCGUACUGUUCAAUUUUUCCUAAGGAUUAUGCUCUUGAUAGGAAGCAGAUGGUUUUGUUAUGGAUGGCGGAAGGCUUCCUUGAACAUUAUCAAGGAAAAAAAGCAAUAGAGGAAGUAGGUGAUGACUACUUUGUUGAAUUGUUAUCUAGAUCUUUAAUUCAACAAUCAAAUGAUGAUUUUGGAAGACAACGGUUUUUCAUGCAUGAUCUUGUUAAUGAUUUAGCUACAAUUGUAUCUGGAAAAAGUUGUUGCAGGCAUGAACAUGGAGGUAGUAACAUCUCUGUAAAUGUCCGGCAUUUGUCAUAUAACCAAGAGGAGUAUGACAUUUUCAAGAAGUUUGAGAAUUUCUAUGAUUUCAAAUGCUUGCGAAGCUUUCUUCCCAUUGGCCUCUGGUGGCGACAGUGUUACUUAUCAAAAAAGGUGGUUGAUGAUUUGAUACCCACACUUAGAAGGCUACGUGUGUUAUCGUUAUCUGGUUAUAGAAACAUCACUGUGCUACCAGACUCACUUGGCAGUUUGGUGCAGUUGCGCUAUCUUGAUCUAUCCAACACUAGGAUCGAAAGCUUGCCUGAUACAACAUGUAACCUUUGCAAUUUGCAAACAUUGAUUUUAUCAUAUUGCUAUCAUCUCGCUGAAUUGCCGUUACAUAUUGGAAAGUUAGUUAAUUUACGUCACCUAAAUAUUAGUUGGACGAUCAUAAAGGAGAUGCCGAUGGACAUUCUCGCACUAGAAAACCUUCAGAUUUUAACAACUUUUGUAGCAGGAAAGCAGGAAGAUGGGUUAAGUGUGAGAGAGCUAGGUAAGUUUCCUAACCUCCAUGGAAAACUUUGCAUCCAGAAGCUGCAUAAUAUCAUUGAUGUUGCUGAGGCAUGUGAUGCCAACUUGAAGAGCAAAGAAAAUGUCGAGGAGUUAGUGCUACAAUGGGGCGAACUAACAGAAGAUUCACAAAAUGCAAAAGCUGUGCUUGAUGCAAUGCAACCAUCAAUAAACUUGAAGAAGCUGAGCAUUGAUUUCUAUGGAGGUACAAGUCUUCCAUGUUGGUUGGAAGAUUCAUCGUUUUCUAAUAUGGUGACCCUUCUCAUCAGUAAUUGUGUAUAUUGCAUAUCACUUCCAUCACUAGGGCAGCUACCUUGUCUCAAGGACCUGACUAUUAGAGGCAUGACAUUGGAGACAAUUGGUGCAGAGUUUUAUGGCAUGGUGGGAGGAAGUUUUGGUUCUUCAUUCCAACCAUUUCCUUCCUUAGAGAUUUUGCGAUUUCAGAACAUGUCAAAUUGGAAGGAGUGGUUUCCCUUUGUUAGCAACAAAGUUCCUUUUCCUCGUCUUAAAUCUCUCAUGUUAUUCCAGUGUCCUAAACUGAGGGGAUACUUUCCUAACCAUCUUUUUUCCAUAGAACAAAUUGGAAUAUAUGGUUGUGAUCUUCUCUUGGCAACACCACCUACUCUACAUUGGAUCUCAUCAAUAAAAAUAAUUACAAUUGAGGGAGAUUUAGAAUCUGAAACGUCUGCUGAAACCAUCCAAUGGUCGUUCCUUGAGACUGAUUCUCCAUGUCAGCUGCAGCGUGCAUCUGUCCGUUGUUGUGAUACACUUCUUUCUCUACCUAAAAUGAUUCUACGUAGCAGUUGUCUCCAACACUUGGAACUUUAUAAUAUUUCAUAUCUCAUUGCUUUUCCAGCAGAUUGUCUACCAACAUCAUUGCAAUUACUCAGAAUUAUUGACUGUGAGACUUUAACUUUUUUGCCUCCAACUAUGUGGAAGAAUUACACAUCCCUUAUGACAUUAGAGUUAGGGAAUAGCUGUAAUUCACUUACCUCUUUUCCAUUGGAUGGUUUCCCUGCACUGCAAAGUCUUUCCAUUGAUGGUUGUAGGAAUCUGGAAUCCAUUUUUAUUUCAGAUAGUUCUUCCCUCGCAACUCUCGAAUGUCUGACUCUCGUAGAUCUUCCAAAACUAAAGUUAUCAUUUGGUGAAGGAGCUGGCCUACCUCCCAGUUUAAGAUCAUUUCAUAUUAAAUCUGUCAGAAUAACGUCGGUGAUUAAAUGGGGUCUCCAACUUCUAACUGUUCUUUCAGAUUUGGAUAUUGGAGGUGAUGAUACUGUUAACACUUUGCUGAAGAAGAAGUUGCUUCCUAUUUCCUUAGUGUCUUUGACAAUCGCUAAUCUCUCUGAAAUGAAAUCGUUUGAAAGAAAUAUGUUUCAACAUCUCUCCUCUUUGGAAAGCCUUCACUUUCUACACUGUCCAGGGCUUGAAUCUCUGCCAGAGAAGAAUACAUUGCCUUCAUCUCUUAAGUUACUGAGCAUCAGAAAAUGCCCUCUGUUAGAAGCAAAGUAUGAAAAUCAGAGAGUGAAACAUUGGUCCAGUAUUGCUCAUAUCCCUGUCAUAAAAAUAAAUGGUCAAGUCAUAAUAUGAGCAAUCGAAAGUUAAAGAAGCAUAGAUACCCUUUUCUUUUAUAUCACUGGAUAAUGAUAGUUUGUUUAAUUAUGUGUGCAUUUGUAUAUGUAAUCAUCUUGGAGAUACAUAAUAUUGUUUGUAUAUUGAUGAUGACACAUAUGUAUUAUGAUAAGUGAUUAUGGUUUUUCA